Molecule: messenger RNA, 561 nt
Organism: Peromyscus eremicus (cactus mouse)
Lineage: Eukaryota; Metazoa; Chordata; Mammalia; Rodentia; Cricetidae
Gene: Fxyd3
Product: FXYD domain containing ion transport regulator 3
Exons: 8
Coding region: 102-368 (88 amino acids)
Biological process (GO): regulation of sodium ion transmembrane transporter activity
Cellular component (GO): membrane
Molecular function (GO): sodium channel regulator activity
Source: RefSeq, a predicted model, not a curated record
UGGCAGUUGUGGAUAAAGACGCCCAGGCUGGGCAGUCCACAUUCUGCUCUCUCCCGGAACCACCUCUCAGCCUGUUGAGCUAAUCAGAUCAACGCUGCGACAUGCAAGAGGUCACCCUGAGCCUGCUGGUCCUCCUAGCAGGCCUGCCUGCUCUGGAUGCCAAUGACCCCGAAGAUAAAGACAGCCCCUUCUACUACGAUUGGUACAGGCUUCGAGUCGGUGGGCUCAUCUGUGCAGGGAUCCUCUGUGCCGUGGGCAUCAUAGUUCUUAUGAGUGGGAAGUGCAAGUGCAAGUUCCGGCAGAAGCCCAGUCACCGUCCAGGGGAUGGGCCACCUCUCAUCACACCAGGCUCUGCUCACAACUGCUGAAGAUGGACCAGUAGAAGAGCACAGCAUGCCUCUGAGCCCAGGUCCUGGCUCUGGAGGUGGGCCUGAACUCCAACACGGCCGUCCUGUCCUCUCCUGACACUGCCUUGCCUGGGUCUCAUCUUACCUCUCUCAUGAUAGCUGGAUCUUUGUUCAGUUUCUAAUCUAAAAUGGUUUUACAUCGUGCUCAGGUGAA